Molecule: messenger RNA, 7743 nt
Organism: Eleginops maclovinus (Patagonian blennie)
Lineage: Eukaryota; Metazoa; Chordata; Actinopteri; Perciformes; Eleginopidae
Gene: pcdh7a
Product: protocadherin 7a
Exons: 5
Coding region: 95-4219 (1374 amino acids)
Biological process (GO): homophilic cell-cell adhesion
Cellular component (GO): plasma membrane
Molecular function (GO): calcium ion binding
Source: RefSeq, a predicted model, not a curated record
ACUACACCAGACCACAAAACAGCAUUAAAGAGAAAGCAAGCGGCAGCUCAGAGGCAGACAGUGGGAAGGAGAGAACUGAGAGAAGGAAGGCGCCAUGCAGAGGCUUGGUGCAGUGCACUCCUCCGCGGUGCAGGCUCUCAGCCUCGUGGUCUUAGUGCUGCAGCUGCUGACUCAGCUACCGGGUGCCGACUCAGCUCUCCGGUACCGAGUGGCGGAGGAGGGCCCACCUGACGUCAAGAUUGGCAACGUGGCCGCCGACCUGGGGCUCACAGCAGGUACAGGAAGCGGGGACGUCACCUUUGCCCUGGAGAGUGGCUCAGAGUUCUUCAAAAUUGACAAUGUGACAGGUGAGCUGACAACUGGCCCAAAACGCAUCGACAGAGAGAAGCUCCCACAGUGCCAGAUGAUAUUUGAUGAAAAUGAGUGUUUCUUGGACUUUGAAGUGUCAGUUAUUGGACCACUGCAGAGCUGGGUAGACCUGUUUGAAGGUCGUGUUGUCAUAACAGACAUCAAUGACAACACACCUUCUUUCCCCUCACCUGUUCUCCAGCUCUCAGUUGAGGAGAAUCGCCCCAUAGGAACCCUUUACCUGCUGCCCACAGCAACAGACAGGGAUUUUGGCCGAAAUGGCAUUGACCGGUAUGAGCUGAUUCAAGAUGGUGCUGCUGGGUCAAGUUCAACAAGACGCACAGCAGGAGGAAACCCCAUUGCGAGAGUGGAUGGACUUGGCGAUCGGAGGGGUAGAAGUGGAGAUAAUGGAGGAGGACCCCGGAGCACUGUGUUUGAACUACAAGUUGCAGACAUACCAGAUGGGGAAAAACAACCACAGCUAAUUGUGAAAGGCACUUUGGAUCGUGAGCAGAAGGACUCAUAUGAGCUCAUCCUCAGGGUUCGAGAUGGUGGAAACCCACCACGUUCCUCCCAAGCCCUACUUCGUGUUUCCAUCACUGAUGUGAAUGACAACAGUCCACAGUUUGAGAGGUCCACAUAUGAGGCAGAAAUGGCAGAAAACGCACCUCCAGGUACACCUGUCCUCCAAGUCAGAGCUUCAGACCGCGACAUUGGAGUCAAUGGGCAAGUUGAGUAUGUCUUUGGAGCGGCCACUGAAUCCGUCAGGCGACUUCUGCGGCUGGACGAGGCAACUGGAUGGCUGAGUGUGCUUCACAGGAUUGACAGGGAAGAUGUGUCCCAACUGAGGUUCACAGUAACAGCAAGAGACCGAGGUCAGCCACCCCGCACUGACCGCACCACUGUUAUUUUGGCUGUCCGGGACGAGAAUGACAAUGUCCCAGUCGUGGAAAUCCGAAAGAUUGGACGGAUCCCUGUUAGAGAUGGAGCAGCAUUAGUUCCAGAGAACGUUCUGGUGGACACACCAGUAGCUCUGGUACAGGUGUCAGACCGAGACCAGGGAGAGAAUGGAGCUGUGACGUGCACAGUCGUAGGAGACGUCCCAUUCACAUUGAAGCCAGCUGGUGAAACAGCACUCCCACCCAUGCCUGCAGAUGAAGCCUUUGACAGGAAUAAGAAAAAAUACUUCCUACAUACUUCCGCCUUGCUGGACUAUGAGGCCACUAAAGAGUACAGUGUUACCAUUGUGGCAGUAGAUUCUGGCAGCCCCAGUCUUUCAAGCAACAGUUCACUGAUGGUGCGUGUAGUAGAUAUCAAUGACCAUGCCCCCAUCUUUGCCCAGAGUGUUGUGGAAGUCCACUUUGCUGAGAACAACUCACCUGGUGAAAGAGUAGUCACCGUGUUAGCCACAGAUGCAGACAGCGGCAAGAAUGCUGAGAUGGCAUACUCCCUGGACCCUGCUGGUAACGGUCAAUUUUACAUAGAUGCAGAUAAUGGAGAUAUCCGUGCCACAGGGGUUCUUGAUCGCGAGGAGCGAGAGAGGUAUGAACUUCGGGUUAUUGCCAAGGACAAGGGUACACCUUCACUGCAAGGCUCUGCAACAGUUGUUGUUCAGGUGACCGACCGCAACGACAAUGCGCCAAAGUUUGUUCAGGAAAUCUUUACAUUCUACGUGAAAGAGAACCUGCUUGCCAACAGCCCAGUAGGCAUGGUCACUGUGACAGAUGCUGAUGAAGGCGAGAACGCAGAACUUAGUCUGUUCGUAGAAAUGGAUGGAGUUGAUGAGAAGAAGUCAGUAGAGAAGGUAGAAGGAGAAGAUAGUGAGAAAGAGCGGGAAGAGGGGUUUUCCAUUGACAACAACACAGGAACUAUCUUUUCUUCUGCAUCGUUUGACCGUGAAAAGCUUUCCACCUACACCUUCCGUGUCCGGGCUGUGGAUGGUGGUGAACCCCGUAAAACUGCCACCGCCACUGUCUCUCUCUUUGUGACGGAUGAAAAUGACAACGCCCCCUCAAUCACCUCUCCAUCCAAUGAGUCCUACACUCUCCUUCCACCUGCCAGCAGUGCCCGUACCAUUGUCAGGACUGUAACUGCAAUAGACUCAGACACUGGCCCAAAUGCAGACCUUCGCUAUGCCCUGGUUGGGGGAAAUCCCUUCCGACUGUUUGAGAUUGGCCUCACUAAUGGAGUGAUCACACUGGCAGAACCUCUGGAGCGGCGCCACAGAGGUCUGCACCGCCUGGUGGUCCGGGUCAAUGAUAGUGGAGCCCCCUCCCUUUGUGCCACUGCCCUGGUUCAUGUCUUCAUCAACGAGAGCUUGGCCAACGCAACCCUUGUGGAUGCACAGGUUGCCCGAAGUUUGAUGGCUCCACUGUCACUGGACAUCGCGGGGGACCCAGACAGCGAGCGUGCAUUAGGGAAACAGCGCCUCAGUGUAGCUAUUGGUGUCCUGGCGGGGGCCGCAGCGGUCAUUCUGGUGAUCCUACUUGUAGUCACAGCUCGGCAGUGUGGGGCUCAGGGCAAAAAUGGCUAUGAGGCCGGUAAGAAGGAGCCAGAGGAAGACUUCUUCAGUCCUCCAGGAGCUCAACCACAGGCUGGCCGCAGCAGGGGAUCAGACCGGGGACGCAAACCACGGCGGGACAAACGCAAUGGAAGUGGCACCAAUGUAGCGGUGGGAGGAGGAAAAGCAGACAGAUCCCUCUACAGUGGUAUUGUUACAGUCAACGGGCUGCGCCGGCAUGCAAAUGAUGAAGAUGAAGAGGAUCUGAGCAGUGCUAGUGAACGCCUCGCAGCACGCUACUGCGCUAUGGACGGUGACCCCGGAAGCCCACGGAUGGGCGGUGGCAGGAGGCACCAGUCAAGCCCAGAUCUGGCCAGGCACUACAAAUCCAGCUCACCUCUCCCUGCAGUGAAUCUACAGCCCCACUCCCCCCCAGCUGAAGGAAAGAAGCACCAGGCGGUCCAGGACCUGCCUCCCUCCAACACCUUUGUGGGCAGUGGGGGUUGUGUGGGGAGUGCCGGCUCCAGCAGCAGCAGUAGUGGGGGCAGUGGCAACGCAGAUGCUAUGUCCCUGGGAUCUGACCAGUGCUCCGAGUACGGCUGCCAGACUGGGAACAAGUACAGCAAACAGGGGACCCUUCGCCGGGUGACCUUCUCUGUAGUCAGCCAGCCCCAGGACGGAGGUUGCUAUGACAGUGGCCUGGAAGACUCGGAGACGCCGAGCAGCAAGAGUUCAUCAGGGCCGCGACUGGGAGCCCUGCCUCUGCCCGAGGAAGGCUAUGAGCGGACCACACCGGAAGGAAGUGUGGGCGAAGAAGAGCAUGUGGAGAAUGAUGCCAGACAGCUGCCAGACGUAGCACUGACAGGAAAGUGUACGAGGGAGUGUGAUGAGUUCGGCCACUCGGACACUUGUUGGAUGCCUGUUCGCACUUCGCCCCGCCAGCGUCAGCGCCAUGGCAGCGAUCCCCCACGGCUCUCCACUUUCACUCCUGGCGACGAUAAUAACAAUCUCCGCGGCAACGACCAUGAGAGCGACAGCGAGAGUGCUGGCAGUGCCGGGAGCUCAGAACCCGGGAUGGUGGUCAGUGGAGAAGGUCAGAGAUUACCCUUAGUCAACGGGGAUCCUCUCGGCACCCUGGGUAGUGGAGACCGCAACAGGAACAUGGGCGAUCACAACCGUAAUCUUCUGAACCGCAAGAUGACUUCGGCAUCCUAUGAUACAUUUAGCAGUGCAGGCUUUGGGAGGCGCCAGCAAGACGAGGAAGGAGGAGAAGGCCAGAACCCACCUGAGGUCAUUCCACUGACGCGGACAGGAGGGGACUACAAGACCACGUCCUGCCUCACAUUGUCACGCCGAGAGGUCUACCUGUGACAGCCUUGCAAUUGAGCAAUCAUCACCACACUACUCCAUUUUCUGAAAAACAGAGAGGGUUGAGAAAAGAUGUUUUCUAAAAGCUGUUUAUCAAAUUGGAACUUUUGGAUUCUGACUAUUAUUUAUAGGCAUCUUAACUUAAUCAAGUGAUGGACUAACUCUUCUGAAAGCUCUGAAUAAGAGUACUUUCAAAAAAAAGAAGUCUUUUUUAACUACUACUGAAAGUUGCUUUUAAGCAAAUAUCCUCUUGUAUGUCCAUAUGGAGGAAGACAAAUUCUUCUCUUUUUCUUUGUACCUGAAUCAAAUGCAUGCCUGACCCUCUGCCACAGAGGGAUUUGAGUGAAGAAGAGAAAGACUGAGACUGAGUGAAUCCUGAUGCUAAAAAUGCCUCAGUUCAUAUAAAAACUUUUAGUGAGGCUAUAGCAGGCAAGAUUUGGACUCAUCUGGUGAACCAUCUGCUGAAAACCACCGAGGUCUUAUCCAGCCAAAAUAGUUGAAAAUAAAUAACGGGUCUUCGAUUGAGUUAUUUGGAUCUAACUCAAAUCAAUCAAACUCUCAAAUUCAGAGCCUAAUAAACUCUAUGGUAACAAGACAAACAUAUUAACCAAUUAAACUGCUUAUCCCGUGAGAACCUUAACAAGUCUUAAAAAAGUAUUAAAGAACUGACAAAGUGUGUCACUGUACAGUUAUAUUGUAGAAAUACGUGCUGAUCUCUUAAAUCAGGUAUCUUUAAAAACAAAUGAUUCAGAACAAACUGCAACAAUGUCAAAAUGCCUUUUUUUUUACGGCAAUCCAAUGUAACCAUUCAGAAUACAAGGUUCCCGUAGUGUCAGUAGUACCACUGAAUUCCGGCGCGUGUGAAAAUAUGUCUUCAUUAUUUUGCCUUUACACCCAGUCUGUAUGUAUAUAUUGUAUGUGUGUAUUUGCUAAGACGGCAAUGUUAAUCCUUGCGACUGUCCACAGUUUCAGAGUAGACUGAGGUGCUGUGUCCAUUACACACCUACAGUAUCCAAACAGUGUUCCUCUAUCAUAACUGUUCUUUCGCACACACACGUGCACACAUAUACACAUGCACGCAUGCACGCACUUACACAAACACACAGACCUAAGCAUGAAAACACAAACUCAUACAGUGCAUUUACAGAAUGUGAACAUGCAUAGGGCCUCAGAUUAUGACAUGAUUCAGUGGCUGUGAAACAUAGAGUAUAUAAUAACUUGCAUUAACUUUCAUACAGAAAACAUAAGGCACGCACACACACACACACACACACACACACACACACACGCUCACAUACUAUACAUCAUAUUAAAGUAGAGAGACAAACUCAUUUAAGGAUUUGCGCAAUGCGCGAUUCAUAUGCACUGUGUGUAUGUGCUCUUAAUCAUCAUUUCUUUACAUAUUGCCUCUCAUUAAAGUAGCCGUAGCAUUUUGCCUGCUCCCCCCAGCAAGUAUUUAAACAUGAAAUGUAUUUAAAUAAUUACUCAUCCCUCUGACUGAUGUGUGGGGCUUCAUUAAAAGGAAUUUCAGACAUGUCAUCUACUGUAUGUAAUGAUACUGUAAGUAGGACUAAUAGGAAAACCAAAUUUCUGUAAGAAAAAAAAGGAAAUGAAAAAAACUCUGCAUGAAAAAAAGAUAAUACCUUUUUUUCUCUUUUCUUAACCAUGAGCCUUUUGGAUACCACGCCUAUUUGGAUACAUGUGUAUUUUAUGUAUGUGCUCACAGGGAAAUAGAGAUGAUGGCAGCAAGUGAGUUAGUUUCAGUGGAUUAAACUGUUCCUACUUUAUCAUGGAGUAAGUUUGGGUAACCUUGGGCCAUUCUCUCAGUUCCUAUGGCCUGAAGUUGACAAAAUGUGUCCCGCAGGUUGUAACAAAAAAAACACAACUUAAUGGCAGCGCAGAGUUGGCUGUACUCUUUGCACCGCACAGUGCCGACCUGAACACGCCCAUACCGCUGUGCUGAACUGCACAGAUAACAGACUCCUUCACAUUCGUCCUCCUUGCAGCUACCGCACGACUCCAGACACACUCUGCUGCACUGGGCUGAGGAGUGGGUGUGGAUCGAGGCCAGCACAUCUUAAUUCCCAUCAUCAGUGUGUGGUUCAGUGGUGUGAUAGGAAUAAUAGGGUUAGGUCGUCCCUGUGGUCUUAAUGAGUUUCUUUUCUCCUCUCUUCUCCUCCCUUGAUCUGCACUGAUCUCAUUAAUGUCCGGAUUGGCAAAUGUAACACUGCUGAAAAUUGCCAGUAAGCGUGUCUCUUCAUUUUACCGGUUGUUAUGGAUCAGAUAAGACGAAGGAGACAUGCUUGUGCUUGAUGUGCUACAAUUUAGUUCACAGAUCUUUGUAGAGCAUAGAGUAUGUCAGAAAGGAGAGUAACACUCAGGUAAGAUGUGCGACAAUGUUCCACUUGUUAACUAACUACACCGUUGCUGCUUGACUGUCCCCUCACUGAAAGGUAACCAAACAUGUGGAAACAGUGAAAUAGGAAGUCUUCAUUUUACAACGGUAAUCAUCCUCAGAAAAGUGUGUGUUCAUGUGCGUGAUUACACUUUGUAUACCUGUAUAUACCUUGAACUUUACAACUCUGUGAAUGACUCCCUGCUUGUUUUAGGCCACUGAUGUGCUUACUCCCUAAGCUUUCAUUACCCCCAAAUCCCCAACAUAGCUGUUAACGGAGCUCUGUUACUGAUGGACUGUGCUGAAGAACUUAAAGCGUAACGCACGGAGUUAAUCUGUUGAAAAGGGUUUGGUGAAUACAAUCACAGCUUCCUCUGCUUCUGCUCCGCUUCUUACUCUGAGGGACAGAAGGACACAUGCUCUUUCUCUGGGAGAAAGAGUAGAGAUAAGUGUUUCUCCAUCCCUUGGAGGCGAUGUCCAUUUAGUACAUUUUGGACCGAGACUCUUGACACAGCCCUGCCUUCUCAAAGUGGCAGAUAUUUCUACAAACUGCUGUUUUAUGGCAGUUCCAUUAUGGCACCUUUCAAACCUUCUCAUUAAGAUUUAAGGGAACUUGCUGUACAUGAAUCUGUGUGAGUGUGUAUCUUUUUUUAUACUGCACGUUUAAACAUGAAUAUCUUUCAGUCAACUGGAAAACAGAGAGGGGAGACAAACAUAUUGGAGCCUAACAUGUGAGAUCCAUCACCUACUAAUCGGGACAUUUUGAAAAAAAAGACACUUUGGCGCACAUCAUGUAACUGUCAUCCCCUCGUGCUGUUAACCUUAUAGCCAUGUACAGAUAAAACUACACUGUAGAACAGACAACUGGAAACCAUAACAGACAAUGGCAUGCCUAAGGUCUUCAAAUCUGCACUUGAGAAAAAAUUAGAAAAAACUGUUAUUUUUAUUUUCCUCUUCUUUGUUUUCUUUUCUUAAGGGGCUGGCUCUGUUUUUUGCUGCUCCCUUCCUGUAAUUACAUAAUGAACUAAUUGCAUUUGCUAUGACGAGGAAGAUGAGGAGAUGCCGACGUAUGGUUUGGUAUGAGGAAGAAUCGUGUAAAUGUUUGACUUUGACAUUAAAAACUUCAAACACU